Molecule: messenger RNA, 2427 nt
Organism: Plasmodium malariae
Lineage: Eukaryota; Apicomplexa; Aconoidasida; Haemosporida; Plasmodiidae
Product: transcription factor IIIb subunit, putative
Exons: 2
Coding region: 1-2427 (808 amino acids)
Biological process (GO): DNA-templated transcription initiation; transcription preinitiation complex assembly; transcription by RNA polymerase III
Cellular component (GO): nucleus; transcription factor TFIIIB complex; transcription preinitiation complex
Molecular function (GO): RNA polymerase III general transcription initiation factor activity; RNA polymerase III type 3 promoter sequence-specific DNA binding; TBP-class protein binding
Source: RefSeq, a predicted model, not a curated record
AUGGUUGGUCAGUUCAUCCCGUCGAGUGGAAACAAGUCGUUCAUAUUGUCAUGGGGCAUAAGAGAAAGCAGGGAAAUAUCACUGCAAAAAGGUUAUGUAAACAUUCAGAAGAUAGCCGAUAAUUUACAUUUAUCAAGUCAGCAUAUCGAAGCAGCACAAAGAAUUUAUUUAAUGGCAUUACAAAGAAAUUUUACCAUGGGUAGAAAUAAUUCCUAUGUUGCUGCAUCUUGUUUAUACACAAUAUGUAGGAGGGAAAAAUCUCCUAUCAUGUUAAUAGAUUUUAGUGAUAUAUUACAAACACCUGUAAAACCUUUAGGAAAAACUUUUUUAAAAUUAUUAAGAUUAUUACAUAUCAAUGUUCCAAACAUAGAUCCCUCUUUAUUCUUAGAAAGAUUUGCUCAUAAACUUAAUUUAAAGAAUGAUAUAUAUAAAGUUACUUAUACAGGUAUCAAACUCAUUCAAGCGAUGACAAGAGAUUGGAUAAGUACAGGUAGAAGACCAACAGGUUUAUGUGGUGCUGCUCUUUUAAUAUCAACAAGGAUGCAUGGUAUUCCAAUUAAUUCGAAUACGAUAGCUAACAUUGUUAGAAUUUCAAAUCCUACUAUUAUUAAAAGAUUGUCAGAAUUUAAAAAUACCAAUACUGCUAAAAUUAAAGCUAGCGAAUUUGAUUCAAUCAGUAUUAAUGAUAUACCUUCAAGUACUAUACCUCCAUGUGUUAUUUCGUAUAAUAAAAGAAAAUUAAAAUAUGAAAUAAUAGAAAAAAAUAAAACAUUAUCCUUGCUUCACUCCGAAGAACAGUUUACUGCUAGUACAAAAUCGUUAUAUGAUUCAGAGAAUCUAACGGAAGAAGUAUACACGCCAAAAAUUCUCGAUGACAGUAGUUCAUUGCGCAAUAGUGUUAUUAAUACCAUAUAUGAUGAUGUCUAUAAUGAUGCUGAUACUUGUAAUAACUUUUCUUUUGUGGAUAACCACUCAUCUUGUAAUGAGCUAGAAUAUUGCACUACGGUUAGUUGUGCUGUGAGUGAGGGUAGGGAUAUCGAAAGGGAUAAGCAAGGGGAAGAACAAAGGGAAAGGGAAAUGCAAAAGGGAGCGGAAGAGGGAAGAGAGAGGGAAAGAACGGACCUAGUAAAUAAUAUAGCACAAAAGAAAAAUCAAGAAAGUGGGAUUUUAUCGAAUAGUGGAAUAAAUUUAGAAGAAAUAUGUAAUGACAAUCCUGAGGGAAAUGAUAUAGAUAAUUUAGCAUUAAAAAUUAUGAACACUAUUAGUAUAGAAGGGAGUUGUGACAAGCUCAAAAUAAAUAAUAAUUUUGCAAAAAGUAAAGCAGGCAAGGCUUGCAGUAAUGGUGUUACUACUAGUAGUACAGGUAGUAUUGGCAGUAUUAGCACCACUGGCAGCAUUAAUGAAAAAGAGCACGAUAACGUAGAAAGGGAGUAUAUGAAACAGAAAGGGGAAGAAAAGGAUGUGGAUGCCUUAUCCAUGAAAUCCGUUUUUUCAAUUCCUAAUACAAACAAAAUGUCAGAUUUAGAGUAUUCAAUAACUACUUCACCCAUUUUAGACAAAGACAAUGAAUUAAAUAAAAGUAAUAUAACGUGUGCAUAUAGUUGUAAAAAUUUUGCAAACGCAGAUGAAAUAAGGGAGCCCCAAAAUAUUAGUAAACUUCAUAAUGCUAUGAAUAGUAAUAGUUGUAGUGAUUUUACAGGCUUUGAUGGUUGCAGUACUACUUAUCAGUUAGAUAAUCUAAGCCGUAGUAGCAAAACGAAUUUAUUUGAAGAAGAAUGUUCAAACAAAGGUAGCGAAUUGACAGAUAACAAUUUUUAUUGCUCUACCCUGAAAGAAACUGUAAACUCAGAGCUAAGUAGUGUACUUAAUGAUGUAGAUGAAUUUAACUAUUUAGAAUGUAAUAAUAUACAAGGUAAAAAUAUAAAUAAUACAGAAAUUGGAUGUAGUGACAAUAUCUUCAAUGGAUUGAAGAGUGCGAACAAUGUUAGCAGUGCUCUAACCGACUUGAGCUAUUUCUUUGAAAAUAACUCUAAUUGUACCAAUGACCAAAGUGUUAACUUCAAUUCAAACUCAGAUACAUCGAUAGAACCUGAUGAUGAAACAUUAAGCGACAUUUAUGAUAGUGAAAUGGAGAAUAUUAUGUUAUCUGAAAAGGAAAAGGAAAUAAAAAUGCUCAUAUGGGAUGACAUGAUGAAAAAUUAUUUACCACAUUUAUCAAAACAGUUGAGAAAAAAAAAGAAAAGAAAUAAUACUGAUAAUACUACGAAUGGAAAAAAUAAAAUGAGAAACAAACAAAAAAAAAAAGUAGAUGAUCUUCAGGAUACUCAAUCAACAGGAGAUUCUGUUUUGAGGGCUCUUGAAAAAUCAGACAGAAAUCUUUCUGGGAAAAUUAAUUACCAAGUAUUGAAAUCUCUUUUUUCCUCUUGA